UUCCGGGGCGGACCGCGGAACCCGGAAGUAGUCGGAGACUAGGACGUGGCGCCGGGGUCUGAGUUGUCUGUGGUCGCGUUUCAGGGCUCACUGGUCCGGCUGCCGCCACCAUGGGAAAGCGACAACACCAGAAGGACAAGAUGUAUAUUACCUGCGCUGAAUACACUCACUUCUAUGGUGGCAAGAAGCCAGAUGUAUACUCAUCAUUUAGAAGGUUGGGGUGGGGGAGCUGCCAUCUCUCCCUACAGCCUUUUGUCUACCCAGUCUGCACCCCGGAAGGCGUCGUCUUUGACUUGCUGAGCAUUGUUCCGUGGCUUAAGAAGUACGGGACCAACCCCAGCAAUGGAGAGAAACUGGAUGGGAGGUCCUUGAUCAAGCUGAACUUUGCCAAGAACAGCGAGGGAAACUACCACUGCCCGGUGCUGUUCACCGUGUUCACCAACAACACCCACAUCGUGGCCAUUAGGACGACUGGCAACGUCUAUGCCUAUGAGGCAGUGGAGCAGCUAAACAUCAAGGCCAAGAACUUCCGAGACCUGCUGACCGAUGAGCCCUUCUCCCGGCAGGAUGUCAUCACCCUGCAGGACCCCACCAAUUUGGACAAGUUCAAUGUCUCCAACUUCUUUCAUGUUAAGAAUAACAUGAAAAUAAUAGAUCCAGAUGAAGAGAAGGCAAAACAGGACCCAUCUUAUUAUUUGAAGAACACGAACACUGAGACACGGGAGACCCUGCAGGAGCUCUACAAGGAAUUCAAAGGGGACGAGAUUUUGGCUGCCACCAUGAAAGUCCCGGAGAAGAAGAAGGUGGACAAGCUGAAUGCUGCCCACUAUUCCACAGGGAAGGUCAGCGCCUCCUUCACCUCCACCGCCAUGAUUCCGGAGACCACGCAUGAAGCAGCUGCCAUUGACGAGGACGUGCUGCGCUACCAGUUUGUCAAGAAGAAGGGCUACGUGCGGCUGCACACCAGCAGGGGCGACCUCAACCUGGAGCUGCACUGUGACCUGACACCGAAAACCUGUGAAAACUUCAUCAGGCUUUGCAAGAAGGGUUAUUACGAUGGCACCAUCUUUCACAGAUCCAUCAGGAACUUCGUGAUCCAAGGGGGUGACCCCACGGGCACAGGCACAGGUGGGGAAUCAUAUUGGGGGAAGCCCUUCAUAGAUGAGUUCCGACCCAACCUCUCACACACGGGACGGGGCAUCCUCAGCAUGGCCAACUCUGGGCCCAACAGUAACAAGUCUCAGUUCUUCAUCACAUUCCGGUCCUGUGCUUACCUGGAUAAGAAGCACACCAUCUUCGGGAGGGUCGUUGGGGGUUUUGACACACUGACAGCCAUGGAGAAUGUGGAGAGUGACCCCAAAACUGACCGCCCUAAGGAAGAGAUCCGCAUUGAGGCCACCACAGUGUUCGUGGACCCCUAUGAGGAGGCUGACGCUCAGAUUGCUGAGGAGCGGAAGAAGACCCAGUUGGAGGUGGCCCUGGAGACCACAGUGAAGACUAGCCAGCCACAGGCUGGGAGCCAGGGCCCCCAGAUGUUCCGCCAGGGGGUGGGCAAGUACAUCAGCCCAGCAGCCACAAAACGAGUGGCGGAGGAGGAGCCAUCUGCCAGUCCAGCCAUCCCCUUGGUCAAGAAAAAGCCCAGCCGAGGUUUUGGGGACUUCAGUUCCUGGUAGCAGCAGUUUGGUGGCUCUGGGUUCUGCAAGUCCAACACCUGUGACUUCCAGAAUGUACCGUGGCUCUUCCUUUUCCUAUUGCUGAUGCUGAAGCUGCAGGCACAGCCCUUUGUCUCCUCGGAUGCCCCCCCACUCACCCUUGUCCACACACUGCCCUGUACCAUGAUCGGCAGCCCCUUGUCACUGCACCAUGCCAGCUGCUGGCCUGGCCUUCCUUGGUGCUGGGACAGUGUGUGCCUCUGCAGCUGGCCCAGCAGGUGAGCUCUGGGGCUUUCUAAAGGCUCAUACGCCCAGGGGAGGGCACAGCAGACUGUGGGGAGGACCUGCAACCCCCCUGCCCUGGCAGGGGUGGGGGUGCCUGGCACUUUCUCACGGGGAAGUGCCUAGGGAUCCUGAGGCCUUCUGCUCCCAACACGCUACAGGAAACCAGGGCUGGUCCGUCUGCAUCAGGGCACAACUUCAACUGUGGGCACAAUUUCAAACAAGACAAUUGACACUGGAAUCUUUAUUUGUAAACCUCACACAGACAGGGCCAGAGCUGUGGCCACAGGAUAGAGCGACUAAAGGUGGCCUGCGCUUGAGCUCUGCAGUCCCCUAGGCCACUAUGGCCAGCCAGUCUCACCAGGGGCAGGACAGGAGGCUGCAGGCCCCAUGCUUACCCCAGGGCACAGGAUGGUGCCUACAAAAACAAAGGCCUUUGACAAAUGAGGGUUUAUAUUUCUGUAGUUAAUUUUAGAGCUUAAAUUGUAGUUUUCUAGGAUUAAAAUGAGUUGGCUUUUGUAAUUGCCUGAUGAGGUCACAAUGUUAAUUAAAGGACUUUUGGGAAAA
Molecule: messenger RNA, 2501 nt
Organism: Otolemur garnettii (small-eared galago)
Lineage: Eukaryota; Metazoa; Chordata; Mammalia; Primates; Galagidae
Gene: PPIL2
Product: peptidylprolyl isomerase like 2
Exons: 22
Coding region: 111-1673 (520 amino acids)
Biological process (GO): protein peptidyl-prolyl isomerization; protein polyubiquitination; protein folding
Cellular component (GO): catalytic step 2 spliceosome
Molecular function (GO): ubiquitin-ubiquitin ligase activity; peptidyl-prolyl cis-trans isomerase activity
Source: RefSeq, a predicted model, not a curated record